This is a messenger RNA of Pungitius pungitius (ninespine stickleback), 3941 nucleotides long. Its product is annotated as vascular endothelial growth factor C-like. The transcript has 8 exons. Gene Ontology annotation, biological process: vascular endothelial growth factor receptor signaling pathway; induction of positive chemotaxis; positive regulation of angiogenesis. The record is from RefSeq and is a predicted model, not a curated record. Bases 1326 to 2513 code for a protein of 395 amino acids. Gene Ontology annotation, molecular function: chemoattractant activity; growth factor activity; vascular endothelial growth factor receptor 3 binding. Gene Ontology annotation, cellular component: membrane. NCBI's taxonomy places the organism in Eukaryota, Metazoa, Chordata, Actinopteri, Perciformes, Gasterosteidae.
GUGGUUUCCUGUCCGUCUCUCUCUCUCUGUCUCUCUGUCUCUCUCUCUCACGCACACGACAUGGAAGCAGGGAAAUGGAGAAAGCAGCAGGACUGGCCGACAGCUGCCACGCAGCAGAGAGAGAGAGAGAGAGAGACAUCAAAGGCACUGGCGGCUCAUAAAAAGGCACUUAGUGCGGCAGUUAAGCAUCACCGCUGGCUGCCACCGAACACACAAAGACACAUGUUUUUAAAGCCUUACUGGCAGCUGCUCCCAUCGCCGGGGAUUAAAAGAGAUGGACGAGACAAAGGAGACCCCCGGAUAAGGAACCCGGAGAGAAAAAGGGGAGAGCGAUCAGCAACAUGAGACCCAAAUAAAUCAAGGCUCCAAAUCCCCCGAAAGGAGGAGGGUGGCACGCGUCAAGAGGAAGUGUGUCGGCGCCGAGGCGCUGCAGACACUGCAAAUCACGGGGGAAUGAAGACAAGAGUGCGGGGAGUAAUCAGCCAGAACGCCAGAAUCGCCUCCUUUGAAUCCUCCACUCCGCCCACAAGAUACAAGCCUUCUGUUCCUGUAUUUAUUUCCCAUUCACUCCAGCAGGAGGUUACUGAGGAGGACGCACGUUCACUCUGCUGGGCCUCUUCUCCUAGAUCUCCUUUUCUUGUUUUUUUUCUCCCUCUUUGAUGCUUCUCAAAGGACCAGACGGCGUUUCAGAAGAAAAAAAAGUUGUGUCAGAUUUAGAAAGAAGAAAAAAAAAGAAAAGCCCAGAGAGACACAGGCAGACAGAGAUUUUCCCCGGAGGUUCACGAGGAAGAAAGAGGAGACAGAUAAAGGUAGGGGUAAUCUGAGAGAGGGGGGGGGGAAGAGCACAGCUGUUGUGUGAAGAGAAAACACAGAUAAAGAAGGAAAGUGUGAAGGGCGAAGGAGAAGAGACCGACGAGGACGACCAAGGCUGGAAAGGAGAGGAAAAUAACUCAUCUCAAGGUUGAAGGUCAAGCCAGACCCGGAGGGAUAAAGAGGGAAACCGAACACCUGACAUCAAAUCACACGGCGGUGAGAAUGGAGGCGCAGCGCGAGGAGCGACCCCCUCCGGAGUGAAGGAGGAAAGGAGCCGGGAGGAGAGGAGGCGAUCUCCUCAUCAUGCUCCGUUCGGCUGGUUUCCCAACUUCAAACAACGUGCGCCGGAAGAGCAACUUCGUCCCCGGGUAGAAUGACGAGAGGAGCACAGAGAUCCCCGCCGAGCCUGUGACACCUCCCCCCCCACCCCACCCCACUCCCCUCCUCUUCCUCCUCUCAUCCCUCGCUCUCUUUCACCUCACUGACCUCCUCCGCCGUGAUAUCUCCUCACUAUGUGGAUACCAGCCCUGCUCCUAUGGAUGCUUAAUCUCAGCUCAGGACAAGACUAUGCGGACUUCUACCAGACUGGAGACAUGGGCACCGAGGCCCCGGUACCGUCAUCGGAUGACCGGCCCGGUUUGGAGUCGGUGACCAGCGUGGAUGAGCUUCUGCAGCUCCUCUACCCAGAGUACGGUUUGCUUCAGCAGUGCCUGAAGAAGAAAGCAUGGCACGCCUCCGCCCUGCCGGAUUUUUCCUCGGCGAGGCCUUCGGUCCACUCGGACACCGAGGAUCUGUGGGGGCAGCCGAGGGAGGAGGCCGUUUACAAGCUGGACGGGACUCUGGAAGUCAUCUUAGAGGAGGUGGCGCGGACCUCGUGCCAGCCCCGAGAGGUGUGCGUCGAGGUCGCCAAAGAGUACCCAGAGUCCACCAGCCAAUUCUACAUCCCCCACUGCGUGGCGCUGCACCGGUGCGGCGGUUGCUGCAACAGGGAGUCCUUCUACUGCGCCAACACGAGCCACGCGCUGGUCAACAAGACGUUGAUGGAACUUUCCCGGCCCACGAUGGAUCGCUCCGUCAUCAUGGGGACCUUCGUCAACCACACGUCGUGCGCGUGCUUCACCAAGCAGCCGCUGCACGCCAUCAUCAGACGAGCCGCGGCGGAUAACCUGUGUUCCCCGCCCCUCCGUCCCUGUGCCUCUGGGUCAUUGUGGGAUCCAGUGAACUGUCUGUGUGUCUCCACGGAGGCCAUAAACUACUCUGAGAGAGAGACGGGUCUGCUGGCUCUCUGCGGGCCCAACAGGGUUCUGCACGAGUCCACCUGCGAGUGUGUUUGUCGAAACGGACUCACCGAGGACAGCUGCGAUCCGGGAUGGAAGCUGGACCACGACACCUGCGAAUGCCAGUGCGAAGGUCAAGGUGAGGGGAAGUGGUGUCCCAGCGGCCAGCGGUGGGACGACGAGCUGUGCGGCUGCGUGUGCGCCGCCGACUGCCCCGGCAACCAGCCCCUGAACCCGGACACCUGCCUGUGCGAGUGCAGGGAGAGCCCGCAGUCGUGUCUGCGGCAGGGCAAGAGGUUCAACCCCAACUCCUGCAGUUGUUACAGGUUGUCGUGCAGAAAGGCCCGACGCGAGUGCCCGGUCGAUUUCCACUACAGCCACCAGGUCUGCCAGUGCAUCCCCAAGUACAUGAAGUGGAACUAAGCCAUGGCAGGCGGGCAGAAGGAGCAGGACUGCAGGCAACGCCGUGCAUCGCCCACCCCCCUCGACGACGUAGAGCCAAAAGCCUUUUGGCCUGAAGAGAAAGGCGGAGAAGGAGGAGGAAGGGCCUCCUGGGGGGGGUGGGGUGGAGCUACACAUGUACUCAAAACUUUUGACGGGAGGCCUCAAGGUGAGAAAAGCGAACAGCCACCCCCCGCCCCCCCCCCCCUCGAGUGACCCUCGCCCACAGGCCGAGCGAGGAGGUGCAUUUGACCCCGUGUGACGCCGAUCACGCGGGGCGGUCAGAACGGACCAAUCAGACGCCGACCCGCCACUCACCCCCCCCCCCCCCCCCCCCCCAACUGCCUGAGGGGGGGGUCCAUUCAAACACUAGAUCUUCAUUUUAACUAAGGAAUGGAGCGAGACUACUUUUUUUUUUUUUUAGGCUGCUGAGGAGAAAUUGUCUUCAGCUUCCUCAUUGGAUCCCAGUCUGUGUUUAAUUAGACGCUCUUAUAUCCUUCAGGUUCUACAUGCCUCUCACUAGUAAUUUACACACGGAGUAAUAUUAUUUGUAAAUAUUUAAAUCUUUUUCAUAUUUAAGUGAUAUUUUGAAGAGGGUAUCAUGUGGAUUUGUAAAAUACUGUAUUUAAGUCCCCAUCAAUACUCAGUACUAUAUAUUAUUUUGCAAUGAAACUAUUUACAUAGCUUUGUUUUGUUAGGUUAUUGUCACCAAUUUGAUUGGUGUUCAAUUGCCCAUUCACUUGCACUGCAAGAUCUACUUGCAAGCCACUACUGCAAGCCACAUACACCCAAUGAUUUUAAGGAUAAAGAAGAAGAGUACAACCAGAAUUUAUAGCAUUGUAGAUUCUUUUUGAGGUUCUGUUUUAGGGCUGAAGAGCAAAUUUGCUUUCUGGCUGUUCAAUAUUUAAAAUGAGUCAUGAAGUAUUGAUUAAAUUCCAUGUCAAACAGAUAUGUUGGUGUACCUAUUUUAUGUUAGUUUUUUUUUUUUUUUUAAAGGGUCGUCUGGCAGCAACAACCUGUGAGAAAUAUAAAAUGUAUCUAACAGGUUUAGAUAUUUUUUCAUUCGAAUGAACACCAAGUAACUUCUGCCCAACACCGGAACCGUGGCUAAAAAUGAUGAUUAUGGGAUGCCACUGACAUGCUGCGCGUGUUUAUUCAGAGAACUACGGUUUAGCCUUUAGCCAACGUGACUUUACAAUUAUAGAUCAUCGUGCUACGGUCCAACCAGACCAACUGGCUGCAGCAGCAAAACCCCUGAAUGUAUCCAGCUGAGCAAUCAUGUAUUUUAUUGCCAAUAAAUUAAACUUGGGAACAAAGUCUGUUUUUUUUCCCCUUCUAAGAGCAACACUUUGUUUUCAUGAGUCAUCGUGGUGAAUAUUUUCAUUUUAUCUAUAGAAUCGAUGACAAAGC